Messenger RNA from Penaeus vannamei (Pacific white shrimp), 1415 nucleotides. The record is from RefSeq and is a predicted model, not a curated record. Lineage: Eukaryota; Metazoa; Arthropoda; Malacostraca; Decapoda; Penaeidae.
CGUGGCUGAACUUCGGAUAAGUGAAGUGCUCUCUGUCAAAAUAUCAACUUUUCUUGAACUCCUCGCUGAUCUUACUUCAAAUGAGCAGAGCCCGCUUGAGCUUCCUCCACAUUGCGCCGACGCUCGUGGCGCUGUGGGCGGCGACGGUUACAUGGAGUAGCGUAGGUGCUGACGGGCAUGAUGUGCUGAUCAACCUCACCAUAAGCACUCCCGGAGAUGUGAACAUCUACAAGUCUUUCCAGACGAACGAAGAAAAUCUGAAGAGGUUUAACCUGACGGCGGAGGACAUGUCAGAGGGGAAUGUUCAUCUCAACUCUCAUGGCGAGGUUGACGAGAUCGAAGUGAAAGGAAUGAAGAUUCCCUUGCAUCUGGACCUGAGGAAGGAAAUCGAGGGGCUAACCUACUCGUAUCUGACGGUGGACAAGAAGACUUGGUCAGUGCGGGUUGGCGACUUCAAUAAUGUCACUCUUGAUGAUUUUAAGGAUGACCCUAAUCUGGUGCCCGAAAAUAUGACCCUGGACUGGUCCUUAAUUCCUGCGUAUACCCCAAAUCCUGCAAAUAUAUCCUUGAAAUCGGGUGUGAUGGAAGCCAGUAUCCACUUUAAUAACGAUACACUGUUGUUCGAGUAUUUGGAAGGGGAAGUGAAAGUGGGGAAGUGGGUGCCCAUCCUCCCCUACACCGGAUUGUUCCUUCGAGUCAUCAAUCCUCACACUCGACAGCUUACCUUCAGCAAGUACUUUUCAACCGAUUACUUCAUGGACAAGGAAUUCUUGGAGAAUAUACGGAACCUCAAGAAAGGUCGAAUUGCCAUCGUCGCUUCCUUUUACGACGUAACUGGCCACUUUGAAACACCAGUGAGGGACGCCCUUGAGGAAUGUGGAUCUUUCGCAGCGCAGCACCUCAGAUUCCGUGACCUUUGGGCGUGGGUGUGGCAGGUGGGCGGAGCGACCUUAGCAGAAGGAUUGGUCACCAACCAAAAUGGAAUCGAAACCAUCCCACCGCCUUUGUACUUGUCCCUGCAGAUACCAGCGGUCAAUGCAUCAGAGCGUUUCUGCGAAGACUGGCCGACGGGUGGCACUUGGGAGAAGAGGAAACAGUUUUGUGAUACUUACGACGGAUAUGGAGAUCUGUGUUCUUGCGACAACCCUUUCCCAACAACCGCCGAUAACCCGAAAAUGGACACAUGGCGUGAAGACAUUGGCAUCUUGCUGGUGACAGGGAAUCGCCCGCAGUAUUUAUAUAGGCUGUUACGCCAAGUCCUUCUGCAACCUGGCGUGAAUAAGACGCAGAUUUUCGUGUCCAUUGACGGAUUUCACGAGGAACCUGUGAAACUGGUGGAGAUUUUUGAACUUAAGUACCUAAUUCAUCAUCCAGUAGGGGUAGGAUCACCAAGGAUUUCUAGAACUGGCAAAUGA